Molecule: messenger RNA, 4343 nt
Organism: Porites lobata
Lineage: Eukaryota; Metazoa; Cnidaria; Anthozoa; Scleractinia; Poritidae
Source: the annotation of a GenBank genome assembly
AAAGAAGAAUCUCCUACGGCUACUUGUAAGGUAUGUGUAUGUGACUAUCGGGAAGACACAAAUAGGUCGCAAGUCAGGUUGGAGUACAGGUCACUGUGCUACAGUAAAUAAACAACACUACAAGUGUCUACUAGCCCUAAUCACAAUCCGAAAUAGAGUAUUUUAGCUUAAGGGUAAACUGCCUAUCUAAUAGUUAACCUGCACUUGUGACCUGUGACCUGUGUUUUGUCCCCGCAAUGGGACCAUAACAUUGGAACACAUACUCAAGAGAUUUUAUAAGUUUUGACACUUAACGCACAUACAUUUAAAUAAUACUGGAGACAAACUUUUGAUUUUUUUACUACUCAUGCGUUACAUGGCGACAAACACAUAGUAAAUUGAGUGUCACCAAUGAAUUCCCUCAUGUAUCAUAUAAAGGUUUUAAAAAACUGCACAGGUUUUAAAUCUGCCAGUAGCUAUAAGAAUUGUGAUCAGUAGAAGUUUCUUGUUACUUUGUCAAAAUCAAAAGCUUGCUGUUGUCUGGCUUUAACUGGCAAGGUAGGAUGUUGUGAGCUUUUCUGUUGUAUCCACAGGCUUCUCAGAGUGCAUCAACACCAGAGCAAAAAAUGAUCUGUGGGCACAUGGGUUAUAUUUCUAAAACUGUGCACUUGUGCAAGCAUUAUUUUUGAGUUAAUUUUUUAUUGUUAUUUUUUAUUAUUAAUUUAGAAUAAACCUAGAUCAACAAAAGAGUGCAAAAGGCAACCUGGAAUCAAAGAGAUGUUUGUGAAAAGGUGAGGGUACUCUACAAACUUACUAAGUAUUAGACUGCUGCUAAAACAAUAAAUUAUAAAAAAGCACAUGAGGACUAAAGGACUGAAUCUUCAAAGGAGUCACUUCCCUUAAGUUCCUUGAUGUUCCCAGAAUCAAUUCUACCUUAGCUGGUUAAAAAAAACCCUGACUUCAGAUAACAAAAUGUGUGAAAACUAUGAGGUAAAAUCCCCAUUGAAAAAAAAAAACUGGCUACCCUGCUAAAAAUUUUGAUUAAGAGAUAAUAGUGCCUAAAAUCCCAGAUGAGUGCUAUGGUCAUCCUGCCUAAGAUCCUGGGUGAGUAAUUAUCAUUGUCCCUCCCAAGAUCCCGGGUGAGUAGUGUUGUUACCCUGCCUAAGAUUCCGGGUGAGUAAUAUGGUUGUCCCACCUAAGACCUCAGUUAAGUACAUGUAGUAUGGUUAUCGCGCAUAAGAUCCAGGGUGAGUAGUAUGGGUAUCCUGCCUAAGAUCCUCGGUGAGUAGUAUGGUUAUCCCACCUAAGAUCCUGGGUGAGUAGUUUGGUUAUUCCGCCUAAGAUCCCUGGUGAGUAGUAUGUUCAUCCUGCCUAAGAUCCCUGGUGAGUAGUAUGUUUAUCCCAUCUAAAAUCCCAAGUGAGUAGUAUGGUUAUCCCACCAAAGAUCUCGGGUGAGUAGUUUGGUUAUUGCGCCUAAGAUCCCAGGUGAGUAGUACAUGUAUGUUUAUCCUGCCUAAGAUUUCAGGUGAAUAGUAUGUUUAUCCUGCCUAAGAUGUCAAGUGAAUAGUAUGGUUAUCCCGCCUAAGAUCCUGGUUGAAUAGCUCACUUAUCCCACCUAAAAUUCUUUGAGAGUAGUAUGGUUAUCCUGCCUUAGAUUUUGGUGAGUAGUAUGUCUAUAUAUAUCCCCAAGAUACUGAGUUGUACGGUUUUCCCUCCUAAGAUUCCGGGUGAGGAGAGUGGUCAUCUCGCCUAAGAUCCAGGGUUAGUAAGUAGAAGGCACAAAGUGUAUUUUUUAAAUCUUAAAUUGAAAUUGCAUAAAACCUGAAAUAAAUUUGCAGCUCGUUAAAAAGAAAGCAGACGGAUGAUGGAAACGCAUGUAGCAGUAGCAGUGAGGGGGAGUCAUUAUCGUACAACUGCGAUAAUGCUGAAACUGGAAAAGUACGUAGUAAUAUUCUUUCUCUCUCAGUACUCAACCAGAUACUAUCCAAGAGCAAGUAUUCAGGAUGAUACAUUUAUAUUAGUUAUCAAGAAGAAAAUAAGGUAGUCAGUGGAUGAGUCAGAAUACGUCUUUGUCUCACUAAGGUUAUCUUGAACAUUGUUGAUCCUAGCAAUUUGCAGGAUGCUCAUAUAAUUCCAGUAUACUCUAGAUGGCUUUGCUUGCCAUUUGUUUUUCUAUUAAGCACAGUUGAGAGAGGGUCUGACCACUAGCUUUGGAUUCUUGGAUUGGAUGCUGCUGGACUCUUCAGUUUUCUUUGCCCCAUCCCAGUGCCAUGAUACACAUGAUGUUAUCCUAAGAAAGUAAUCAGAGGAGCACUCCCAAAAAGUUAUGAAGUUUGAAACCCUUAUAAAUGCUGAUACAUACAUGUAUAAAGAUUUUGUGCAUUAACAUUAAAGUAUUUCAAAAUGGAAAGGAAAAAUUAUGUAGGGAGGAUAAUCGCUGGACUCAACAAAAACCAUGGUUUUUACUGUCCCUUCUUUAUGCUAGGACAGGCUUUGAAACUAUGACCUGCUUGUUCAUUGUUGUGGGUGUAUUCCCUUGGUCUCUGUUUGGGCUGCAGCUAGUAGCUGUUAGCCUUAUUAAGUAAUACAAAGUAAGAUGUUUUUUCGAUACACAGGAUGUAAAACGUCAACGACUGUUGAACGAUAAUGACGAUGAGAAGAAGACAGUGGAGGAUACAGGAAAUGAGAGGUGAAUUUCCACUUGUCACCCUCCACCUCCUGUUGUUUUUAUUUUGACAUAAAAGCCACACCACUCAAAGCCUUUGUCAGUUCUUGGAUUAUAGUAUUUCUUUCUCACAAUGUUCCUUCUUCAAAAUUUCCUGGAUCCUCAUGUUUCUAAGAACUUUAUUCUGAUGAUUAGUUAUUUUAUAAAAAUUUUUUAAUCAGGUAGCAAUGGCUAGUUGAGGCUUCAAUAUGAAGUAUAUUCAAGGGUUAAUUUUACCCGUAAUCAAACAUGCAUUGUUGUUUUAUACCAAUUAUGGUACAUCUGGUAUCUUCUAUUGCUAUUUGAAGACUUGCUUGUCAGUUGAAAGAGUCACUUGGAUAUUCUUUUGUUGUAGGUAUAGCUAAGAGAAUCGUCUGAGACAACAAAACCUGGGAGAAGAAAAAUACGGUACCAGUUAAAGUUAUUUUGCUUUUACCUUUAUACUUGUGUUAUUGACAAUUAUUUACUUUUUUAGCCUGGUAGACUGUGCUAACAGUUUUUAUCAACUGUAGCCAUGAUUCAACAAAGAUUAAUUAUUGGCUAUGAGCAAUCAGGGGGAUAUAAUAAUCAUAAUUAUUUGCUUUGAACCCAGUAUAAUUUCAGGCACCGAUGGACACUAUUUAUCACAUAUGAAAACACCCGAUAUUCAAGACCUGCAUCACUGCAUAUGAAGUCGCAAGACAGUCCGUUGAUAAAGUCCUAGAUUGGACGGGAUCAGGUCAAACCCCGUAUUUUACUAAAUGAAGAAAGGUUAGGAAUAGUGGUUUUAGGGCUGAUCCCAUUUGGUCCAAUCUAGUUUUGCCAACGGCCCAUGUCUUGCAGCUGUAAGUAUAGGGUGAUAUCAAUCUUCAACAUAAUGAAUAAUUUCAUAUUACAUGGAAUUCUGUACAAUGUCACUCACUUCAUCUUUUACAGCCUCCCUGCCAAGUGUAAGGAAAUGUAAGCAGCUGUUAACCAGUCCUGACCUAAGGCUCUUCCUGGUGACCGUGAUGAUGAUGUAAGUUUAAAAACAUUUUUUUUUGAAAGUCCACAGUAAAAAAUAUUUAAUUAUUUAGCUAAAAUAUUUUUACAUUUUGCUGAAAAUCCCUGCAACACCUGCAUUCAUGACUGAUCUUACAACUGACACAUUAUUCUUUUUUUAGUUUGUUUUUAAAAUACAUGUACCACAGUCCCUUGUAGAGUAUUUCUUUCCUACUGAUGGUUCACCCUUUUUUAGAACUGCCCACCUUGGUUACCUAGCUGUUCAUACUAAAAGAGAAUGUGGCUUCAUUUACACAAAUUUGUUUCUUGCAUCACUUUAAAAUGAAGACAAAAAGCAUGUCAUCUAGUUGGUAUUUCACUUAUACUAGGAAGAAUCCACUUUUAAAUGACUGUUACAGACGUAUAUCACUAGAUUUUGGGCACAUUGAUCAGUGUCAAGUGAAAAGAUAUCUUCCAAUGCUAUUUUACUAACUUUCAAAAGAGAAUUUAGGGCUUCCUUUUUCUUAGAGGUGCUGGGAAUUUUUCUUUUGGUUGAAAAAGAAAAGUAAAUUUAAUAGAUGAAAUUAAUUAAAAUACAUAUUUCUGCCCCGUAACAUUUAGUAGGCAUUUCCAUAUGUACUGUAUUAUGGUGCUCUUAAAAUUAUAAAAUGCUUUGUCCAUUAGGUGGAGGAGUUUGUAG